Messenger RNA from Triplophysa dalaica, 8415 nucleotides. RefSeq names its product mediator complex subunit 13b (gene med13b). The record is from RefSeq and is a predicted model, not a curated record. Gene Ontology annotation, molecular function: transcription coregulator activity. NCBI's taxonomy places the organism in Eukaryota, Metazoa, Chordata, Actinopteri, Cypriniformes, Nemacheilidae. Gene Ontology annotation, cellular component: mediator complex. Bases 673 to 7104 code for a protein of 2143 amino acids. Gene Ontology annotation, biological process: regulation of transcription by RNA polymerase II. The transcript is spliced from 30 exons.
UAGAGUGUAGUACAGAGUUGUGUCCCUGUGGCCGCCAUUAAAGGAUGCGACCAAUGUAUUCAAACAAACCAGUGAGACACAGCUGAGCACCGCACAGCCUUUUCUCUUUUGAUUUCACUUCGUAUCCACAGCCUUCUCCUUUUAAUCGUCACAAUCUCAACGUUCGUCUUUGAUGUCAUUCCGACGAAGACCGGGAAACGAGCGAGACUGAAUUUUUAUGAAAUUUAAACCCGAACUCUCCUGGCUUGAACUGUUUGUUGCUGCCUCGCUUAGCCAGUCAGUUAGCCAGCUAGUCGCUAACUUCAGUUAGCCCGAUGCUAAGCUAAGCUAAAGGGGGAGGGCUGCGUUUACCUCUCUACCCCCUCUGGCUGCUGUAAUUACAUAUUCUUUGAUGUAUCGGCUCCGAAGGAGGAAAAUAUCUCACCGCGGAUCAUGGUAAAUGCGCGGCGUUGUUCGUGCGGGAAGUUUUUAGCGGAUUUUUUAACGCAUUCCUGGUGAGUGAGUAACCUUUAGCGGAGCGACACCAGAGCUAAGCUAAUUAACUUAGCUCGCUGGACGCGAACUCGUCCUGCUGCCGAUUGUGUCUGCGAGAGACGGACCCGGUCCGAACCCCAUCGCGUUUAUUUGUUCCUGGGAUCUGAAAGAGAGGAUGGCUCGCUGGACCGCGCUUUGAUGAUGAGUUCUUGUUUUGUACCCAACGGGGCGAGCUUGGAGGACUGCCACUCCAACCUCUUCUGUCUGGCUGACCUCACGGGGAUCAAAUGGAAGUGCUUUGUAUGGCAGGGCCCCACCUCGUCCCCAAUCCUCUUCCCAGUGACAGAAGAGGACCCCAUCCUGUGCAGCUUCAGUCGCUGCCUGAAGGCGGAUGUGCUGAGCGUGUGGCGGCGGCACCAGACCCCGGGUCGCCGGGAGCUCUGGAUCUUUUGGUGGGGAGACGACCCCAACUUCGCUGAGCUCGUCCACCGUGACCUCUCAUGUGACGAGGAUGGCGCAUGGGAGACCGGCCUGACCUACGAGUGCCGAACGCUGCUCUUCAAAGCCAUCCAUAACCUGUUGGAGCGCUGCCUCAUGAAUCGAUCCUUCGUUCGUAUCGGCAAGUGGUUUGUCAAGCCAUAUGAAAAAGAUGAGAAGCCUAUCAACAAAAGUGAACACCUGUCAUGCUCCUUCGUGUUCUUCGUUCAUGGAGACAGUAAUGUGUGCACCAGCGUGGAGAUCAACCAGCACCAGCCUGUCUACCUGUUGAGUGAGGAGCACCUAACGCUGGCCCAGCAGAGCAACAAUUCAGUGCAAGUGAUUCUCUCUCCAUAUGGCUUGAGCGGAUCUCUGACAGGCCAGUCUUUCAAGAUGUCAGACCCACCAACCCAGAAGUUAAUUGAAGAAUGGAAGCAGUUCUAUCCCAUAGGCCCCAACGCCAAGGAGGUCACGGAUGAUAAGAUGGAUGACCUUGAUUGGGAGGACGAUUCUUUGGCUGCUGUCGAGGUUGUUGUUGCUGGAGUGAGGAUGGUGUACCCUGCCAGCCUGGUGCUGGUGGCUCAGUCUGACAUCCCGGUUGUGGCUUCAGUGAACUCCUCCAACUCUUCAGGCUCUUACUCCGGAGGUCAGCACAGUCAUGUGGUCCACGGAGACACUGCUAUCUCUUCAGUUACCCUGACUCCUCCCACCUCACCUGAGGAGGCACAAGCAGUCCUGCAGCCUGCCCAGAAGUGGGUGAAAUUCUCAGCGAUGUCCGGCCCCUUUAGCGUGGACAGCAGCAGUCAUCACGGAGGGAAGAUCCCUCGUCGACUGGCCAGCCAAAUGGUGGAGCGAGUCUGGCAAGAGUGCAAUAUCAACCAAGCCCAGAACAAGAGGAAGUUCUCAACUAUGUCCAAUGCAGUAUGUGAAGAGGAACCUGACAAAGCUUCUGUAUGGGAAUUCGUUGAGCCAUCUCAAAGGACGCAGUGCAGUUGCUCAAGGCUUAAAAACCAGAGGCAGCGUGCAUGUAGCACCCCAGGGCAUCCUCCAUCUGCCGGCCAACCUUCUCAGCCCACCACCAAACACAAGAUGGUGGAGAAACUGGAAAAGGGGGACAAACAGCAGAAGAGACCCCAGACGCCCUUCCACCACCGCAGCUCGCUGUGUGAAGAGCUUAACCUUGAGCAGGGAGAUAACGUUCACAGGUUGUGUCUACAGGGCCAUGAGGAGAGCCGUUACCCCAACCUCCACCACUCAGACGUCACCUCCAGCAAGACCCCGAUGCUGCACGGCUCCACAGACGAGAUGGCCAGUUCCCCUCAGCCUCCGCCGCUCAGCCCCCAUCCUUGCGAGCACGGGGACGAGGCGACAAGCGGCUUGAAAUCUUCUCCUCUUCAUCAACACUUCUACCCCCCUUCCUCUGAGCCUUGCCUGUUGCCCCAGAAACCUCCAGAUGAUUCUCAGCUAGACCCCCUGCGCCCGCCCUACAUGCCUGUAUGCCCAGAAUCCCUAGAACCCACCGUGUAUGUGGGCUCUGCCAUCAACCCCAAUCAGGACACGACGCAUAAUCCCUGGAAGUACUUUAAGGUGCCUGGUGGGAGGAACGCAGAUUUUCGCACGCCUCAUCUUCCUGUGGUCACACAUUUUGAGGAUGGUAACAGAGACCAGGAUGGAGUGGUGUCCAUUACAGAAACUAUGUCCUCCUCCAAGAGACCUCUAAAGGUGGCAGAAGAACGAGUAAAGAUGUACGAGCAGAAGAAGAAUCAGCAUCUCUUCGCAGCGGUGUGUGACGGAGACCCAGAGAGUGAAUCUGAUCCGUACGCUUUUGUAGAGGGAGACGACGAGUUCACCUUCAACGAUAAAGAGAAAAAGCCUGGAGCCGAGAGGGAGGCGGGGAAGAGAAAUAAGAGGGAUGAUGGCAGUUUGUCGUCUGACGAUGCACCAGGUUCGGCUGGCAGUAAACCACUUCCAACCACCAGUUUGAUCCACGAGACAGACCUAGUGGUAUCCAUUAAUGACCUGGACAACCUCUUCAACUCGGAUGAGGAUGACCUCACGCCUGGAUCCAAAAGAGCCGCUGCUGGAACAGAGAAGUUUGGUGGGAAAGAAGCUAAACCCGCGGCGCCAGACCCCCUGCCUUGCUCUGCAGACCUGCACCAGAUGUUUCCAACCCCUCCAUCACUGGAGCAGCACAUCAUGGGCUACUCUCCCAUGAACAUGAGCAGUAAAGAAUACGGCAACAUGGAGUCGGUAGCCGGGCUGUCUAUGCUGGAUGGGACGGCCAUCGGCAGCAACUUCAAGAUGGAGGUGGAGGAGGGUUUCUGUAGUCCCAAACCCUCAGAGAUCAGGGACUACUCGUACGUGUUCAAGGCAGAGUCCUGCCAAGCUUUUAUCGGCUGCUCCAUGUAUGCCCCGCUGAAGACUCUGCCCAGCCAGUGUCUGCUUCCCAUCAAGCUUCCAGAGGAGUGUGUUUACCAGCCCAGCUGGACAGUCGGCAAACUGGAGAUGAUUCAGCCAAUGGCAGCCAUGACCUUCCUCAACAAGGACAGUAACAUCCCUAGUGUGGGAAGCGCAGUUGAGCAGGACCAAAGCUGCACCCCUCAUACACAAAACACCUUCAUGUCCAACAGUGCCCCACCCAGCAACAGCGGCGCCAGCAUCCUGCCCUCCCCUGCCACCCCUCGAUUCUCUGCCCCAACACCACGGACGCCCCGGACCCCUCGUACCCCCAGAGGCCCCGCCAGCGUCCAGGGCUCACUUAAAUACGAGAACUCCGACCUCUAUUCGCCCGCCUCUACACCCUCCACCUGCAGACCCCUAAACUCUGUGGAACCCGCCACAGUGCCCUCCAUCCCGGAAGCGCACAGCCUCUACGUCACUUUGAUCCUCUCCGAGUCGGUCAUGAACCUCUUCAAGGACUGUAACUUUGACAGCUGUUGCAUUUGCGUCUGUAACAUGAACAUCCCAGGAGCCGACGUGGGCGUCAACAUCAGCGACCCCAACAUGGAUUCGCAAUACUCCAGCAUGGAAGCCUGCUCCUGCGGCUUUAGCGCUGUUAUGAACCGUCGCUAUGGCAAUGGUUCUGGGCUGUUCCUGGAGGACGAGCUGGACAUCGUGGGGCGGGGUUCGGAUGCCGGACGGGAUGCGGAGAAGCACUUCGAGGCUGUGCGAGCGGCCUCGCUGCAUAGAGGGGCGGCCCUUAAAGAGCAGGCUCCGGAUGAUCUCGUCCUUUUGCUGAAGGAUCUGUGCACUAACCCUUUCAACCCCAUCAUCAGACCUGAUCAUCUUAGCACCAGCCACAAGCUCCCCAUGCGUCUGGAGGAGAGGGACUAUUAUAGCGACUGCUACCUGGCUCUAGAGCACGGCAGGCAGUUCAUGGACAACAUGUCUGGAGGGAAGGUCGAUGAGACUCUGGUCAAGAGCACUAGUUUACACCAGUGGGCAAAACGUGGCGCUUUCGAUAUGAGCAUGCUGUUCUCCCAAGAUGUGCUCAGGAUGCUGUUGUCACUGCAACCUGUAUUACAAGAUGCCAUUCAGAAGAAGAGGUCUGUGCGUUCUUGGGGGGUCCAGGGCCCCCUCACCUGGCAGCAGUUCCACAAGAUGGCUGGCAGGGGGUCUUAUGGCACGGACGAAUCUCCAGAGCCUCUUCCCAUCCCUACCUUGCUGGUGGGUUACGAGUAUGAUUUUGUGGUGAUGUCGCCUUUCGCUCUGCCUUACUGGGAGAAGCUUCUGCUGGACCCGUACAGCUCCCACCGGGACAUCGGAUAUAUGGUGGUGUGUCCUGACAACGAGGCUUUGCUGAAUGGAACCAGGACUUUCUUCAGAGACUUGACUGCUGUGUAUGAGUCCUGUCGACUCGGUAAGCACAGGCCCAUCUCCAAGAUAUACGCCGAUGGCAUCAUGACCGUGAACGAUACUGCAUCGAAACCUCUAACAGAUCAGCCUCCCAACGACUGGCUCCCAAAAAUCGUCAACAGCAGCAGCGAAGCCUUCACCAAGCUCAGACUCUACUCUCAAGUGUGCAGGAACGACUUGGCUACACAUCUGGCAGGCCAGUCUUUAGACAGCUCACUGCUAACUCAGCGAAACCCUAACAGCUCCUGCAACCCCAACACAGCUGCUCAGAACAGCGCGGCACCCUCCACCAACAGCACCCCACCCUCCACCAACAGCACCACCAACACAAACAACAGCACCACCAACACAAACAACAGCACCACCAACACAAACAACAGCACCACCAACACAAACAACAGUACCACCAACACAAACAACAGUACCACCAACACAAACAACAGUACCAUCAACACAAACACCACCAACACAAACAACAGUACCACCACAUCCACCUCCUCUUCGUGCUCUCAGGGCAUCGGCAUCUUGCCGUCUGUCAAACCCAAUUCCAUCCCACCCUUUGGGGCUCAGGGCUUGCAGUCUAGCCAGCAGAGCAGUGCUCAGAGCGCAGGGCCUCUGGGAGAUGGAACAUCAACCGCAGGCCAACCUCAGGUCCAGUCUGAGCCUGCUGAGAGCACGAUGGAACGAGAGAAGGUGGGUGUGCCGACUGAUGGAGACUCCCAUGCCGUCACCUACCCUCCUUCCAUAGUGAUCUACAUAGUGAACCCCUUCAGUUACGAGGACACAGGAACCAGUUCCAGCAUUUGGACCCUGGGGCUCCUCCGCUGUUAUUUAGAAAUGCUUCAGUGUCUCCCUCCUCACAUCAGGAAUGCCGUUUAUGUGCAAAUAAUACCCAGCCAGUUCUUGCUGCAGCCGGUCUGGAGUGAGGAGCGCCACAUCUACGCGCAACAUCUGAAGUCUUUGGCUUUCUCAGUUUACACUCAGUGCAGACGCCGUCUGCCGACCUCUACUAAUGUCAAAACGCUAACAGGCUUCGGCCCCGGCCUGGCCAUUGACACUGCACUACAAAGACCAGAGAGACCAGAGUGUUUACAUCUCUACGCGCCGCCGUUUGUUCUGGCUCCGGUGAAAGAUAAGCAGACUGAGUUGGGCGAGACUUUCGGCGAGGCUGCGCAGAAAUACAACGUGCUGUUUGUUGCCUACUGCUUGUCACAUGACCAGCGAUGGCUCUUGGCUUCAUGCACCGACCAGUAUGGAGAGCUGCUGGAAACUUGCAUCAUCAGCAUUGACGUACCUAAUAGAGCUCGGAGGAAAAAGGGUUCUGCAAGACGACUGGGCCUUCAGAAACUUUGGGAGUGGUGUCUCGGGAUUGUGCAGAUGACCUCAUUGCCGUGGCGUAUUGUGAUUGGCCGGCUUGGAAGGAUAGGCCACGGGGAGUUACGUGAUUGGAGUAUUUUGGUGACUCGGCAGAACUUGCAGUCUCUCAGCAGACGACUGAAGGAAAUGUGUAGGAUGUGCGGUAUCUCCGCCGCUGACAGUCCCAGCAUCCUCAGUACCUGUCUAGUCGCCAUGGAGCCCCAGGCUUCUUUUGUCAUCAUGCCAGACUCGGUGUCCACAGGCUCCGUGUUUGGUCGCAGCACAACCCUGAACAUGCAGACGUCUCAGUUAAACACUCCUCAGGACACCUCCUGCACUCACAUCCUGGUGUUCCCCACGUCUGCUGGCCUCCAGGCCUUCAAUCCCAGCAAUGAUGUUCAGAUGGACGGGCUCCUGGAUGAUCUGCUGUCAGACAACGACCUGGUUGAUCCUGACCUCAUCAACAUAAUGCGUAAUUCACCCAGCACCUCCCCAGUGCAUUCGCCAGGCUCACACUACCACCACGGAGGAGAUGGAAGCAAGGGUCAGAGCACAGACAGGAUGGAGUCUCACGAUGAGUCUCCCAACAUCCUGCAGCAGCCCUUGGCUCUGGGAUACUUGGUCUCUACGGCUAAAGCGGGUCCACUGCCUGACUGGUUCUGGUCCUCCUGUCCGCAAGCAAAAAACCAAUGUCCUUUGUUUCUGAAGGCUUCUCUGCACCUUAAUGUUUCAUCAGUGCAGUCAGACGAGCUGCUGCACAGUAAACACACUCACCCUUUGGACUCCAGUCAUACCUCAGACGUGCUCAGAUUUGUGCUGGAGCAGUACAACGCCCUGUCAUGGCUGACCUGUGACCCAGCAACUCAGGACCGGCGCUCUUGUCUGCCUGUGCACUUCGUUGUGCUCAACCAAAUGUACAAUUUCAUUAUGAACAUGCUCUAACAAACAAGGGUUCUGCACAACCGCUGCCUGUUGGAUUUUCACAACAGAGACCACAUUACUGCACUGCCGCCACAGGGCUCCAAGCUGUGGACAUGGCUGGACAACCAACCAAUCGUACAGCGCACUUAUGGCAACGCCAGGCUGCCCAGUUUAUGCCAAGUGUCCAUCUCACAAAAACUGGAGGACGAGGAACUAGUGCAUCAGAAUGAACUAAUACGUCCCCGUUCAAAGCCUGAACGUGCAGUUCAGGUCGUAUUUUAUCCAGUUGAAAUGCCUGCGUAUAUAUUAUUUAUUGUAACUUUUUAAAUGUGUAAUUUCUUAAGCUUUUAUAUUAUAUAAAUGCGGGAAGGCAUGUAUUACCUUCCCCAAUGAAAUGAAAAUGGUUUGUCAUGUAUGUAAUUGUCUUACUUACAGAACCGACAAGUGAAUUUGCUGUAGGUUUGCUUUUAGAGGAAUAUUAAGAGAAAUAUUUUCUCCACGAUUUUUACUGUCACAGUGUACAGAUGAAGUAUACAUGAGAUCAUGUUCUUACCUUUGUGUGGUGGGGACUUUAAGGCUGUAGCUACAGAAUUACUGUACAGCGAUUUAAUGUGUUCAAAUAAGAGGACAAGAGGUACAUUGUCGGAAUAUAUAUUUUAUAUCACAGAUUUAGAGAAUUGUGUGUAUAUAUAUAUAAAUGUGUACAUACAAUCGUGUGCCGCUAUGGAUGGUGCAGCCGAUGUUUUAGGAAUAAAGUGUGUAAAACUUGAAACCUGUUCUCGUCAUGACACAUCUUGCUUGAUUUUGAGCAAAUAACCGGUGGAAAAAAUGAGCCACUAUAUUGCAGGAGGUUUCAUCAUAUUCUCAAGGUGUGAUAAGCCCUCGAGGGAGAUGUUGCUGUGUAUUUAUUCUGCUCAAGUCUCUGUGAAAUGACAUGCUGCUCAUCUCAUCAGGCUUGUUCACGUAAGCUUCCGGCUUCUUUGCAUAUUUGAUCAUUUCUUUGACGGAGCUGAAGUUGGAUAAACAACAUUAGCACUUGAACUGUGCUGAUAGCACUGUUAUUGUUCAUCGAGGUCCCUCCUGAUAUCUCUAUAACUGACAUUGCCCCUGGAGAUUUGUCGUUUCUUUAUCCUUCCAUUGUUGUUUCUGUCAUCAGCACACAGUCACUGCUGUUAGUUCACCUAACUUGGCAGCUCUCGUGGUUAAAAUACCUCCGUCUUUAUAACAUUUUAAUUAUUUUGAUUUGGCUAUUUUUAAUUAAGGAAGAUGUUAAGUGCCUACAUGCGUCUGUUUGUAAAUGUAUUUUCAAGCACUUAAGCUGGGUCCACCUCG